AUGAAACACAAACAAAAGAAUCGAAUCGAAGGAAAACGAGAAAAAGAAGAAGACUCUUUUUUUUCCAAUAGAGUAGGUAGAAUGAAUGAGAGGGGUGGGUUAAGACAACAGGUUCUCCGGGAAAUUUUAAAAUUAGAAGUUUCAGAAAAUCAAAAUCUGUAA
Molecule: messenger RNA, 162 nt
Organism: Caenorhabditis briggsae
Lineage: Eukaryota; Metazoa; Nematoda; Chromadorea; Rhabditida; Rhabditidae
Exons: 3
Coding region: 1-162 (53 amino acids)
Source: RefSeq, a predicted model, not a curated record